Molecule: messenger RNA, 2677 nt
Organism: Athalia rosae (coleseed sawfly)
Lineage: Eukaryota; Metazoa; Arthropoda; Insecta; Hymenoptera; Athaliidae
Product: long-chain-fatty-acid--CoA ligase 5
Exons: 8
Coding region: 421-2469 (682 amino acids)
Biological process (GO): long-chain fatty acid metabolic process
Cellular component (GO): endoplasmic reticulum; membrane
Molecular function (GO): long-chain fatty acid-CoA ligase activity
Source: RefSeq, a predicted model, not a curated record
GUCGCCUCGUCGUGUACACGUUGGGUAGUCGAGCCGAGGGCCGAGGUGAGCGACGUUCCGAAGUACGCGACGACGACGACGACGACGACGACGAUAUUGUUGAGAGAAAAAAAAAAAAAACACCCCGUGUCAUGCCACCGCCUUGACUAAAAAUUUAAAAGGGGGAGAGCUCGAGGCGCCCCGGAACACCUGCGAUUCGUUUGUGAUUCGUGAUACCGCCGAUACAACGUGAGUAAUAUACAAGGAUAAAUCGCACGUCGCACGACAACCCCCACGGAUCAUAGGAGAUACGACCGUCGGUCCGAUCAGCGGUGCAGCUUUCUUUCUCUAUACGUCGUGUAACGUCGCUUCUGGAUUUAGAGCGCAGCACUAAGGAAGAGGGGGGGAAAAACCGAGGAAGCUGUGCUGCACCAGAAAGUGAUGUUACAGUAUCAGCUGGAGGAGUAUCUUCCCUACGUAGGGGGUGCGGCGGGUGCUCUCGUCCUUACCGGGGUCGCCGCGUACUUUGCGUCGCGUCCGACACCGCAGAGGCCACUCGUCCCGUUGGAUGCUCAGGCGAAAGUCCUUCCGGGUGCCGAACUUAUAAGGGUGUCAAAAUUUUACAAGGAAGGAAAGGAAGGGAAAUUCGUCAGCUACAUUCACGAGGAUACCAGAACGCUUUACGAUGCUUUUCGAAGGGGCGCCAAAGAGUCUAACAAUGGUCCGUGCCUUGGAUGGCGGGAGGGUAGGAACAAACCUUAUCAAUGGAUUCACUACAACGAGACGUUGUUGAGAGCCAGAAAUCUCGGCUCCGGUUUGAUAUCCUGCGGUCUGAUACCCGGUCCUCAGACGCUAAUAGGUCUCUACAGUCAGAAUUGCCCCGAAUGGGUUCUCACGGAACAAGCAUGCUACAAUUAUUCUCUGGUUGUCGUUCCCCUCUACGACACCCUCGGUCCGGACGCGUGUGCCUACAUAAUAAACCAGGCUGAAAUAAGCCUAGUCGUAUGCGAGGACGACAAAAAGUGCAACUUACUAUUGGACAAAGCUCCCAGAUGUCUGAGAAAAUUGGUCGUCAUGAAGGAGAUAAGGCCGGCCACCAAUCAACGCGCCAAGAAUCGCGGGGUUGAACUUUUGAAGUUCGACGACGUCGAGCGUCUAGGUUCUCAGAAGGAUCAUCCGGAAGUUCCGCCACGUCCCAUGGAUCUCUGUACGAUAUGCUAUACCUCUGGGACGACCGGAAAUCCAAAAGGCGUUAUGCUGACCCAUCAAAACGUUGUCGCCGGUGUUUGCGCCGUUAUACUUCAGUUCGGCGAUCACAAACCGACGGCUAAUGACGUAAUGAUCAGUUUUCUACCCCUCGCGCACAUGCUGGAACGAUGCUGCGAAAAUGGAAUGUACAUGGUGGGCGGUGCUGUCGGUUUUUACGGCGGAGACAUCAAAUAUCUGUCGGAAGAUAUGAAAGCUCUUAAGCCUACCGUCAUGCCCGCUGUUCCAAGGUUACUGAAUCGGAUCUACGACAAGGUAACCGCGGAACUCCACGGCUCAUUUUUGAAACGAAUGUUAUUCAGCAUGGGACUGAGAGCGAAAGAGGGAGAAGUUAAGAAAAGUAUAGUACGAAACAACAGUUUCUGGGACAAAAUCGUUUUCAAAAAGAUACAAGACAGUAUGGGAGGAAGACUCAGAUUGAUCAUGGUUGGAUCUGCACCCCUGUCAGGAAACGUUCUCACAUUCGCACGAUGCGUUCUCGGCUGUCUCAUCGUCGAGGGUUACGGACAAACGGAAUGCUGUGCACCCAUCACUUUAACGGUCCAGGGUGACCACGUGCCAGAACACGUGGGACCGCCGGUGGCCUGCUGUUGCGUAAAACUCGUUGACGUUCCCGAAAUGGAAUAUUUUGCCGUUAGCAACCAGGGGGAAGUUUGCGUAAAAGGUACAAAUGUGUUCGCCGGGUACUUCAAGGAUCCGGAAAAAACGGCGGAGGUCAUCGACGAACAAGGGUGGCAUCACACGGGGGAUAUCGGCAUGUGGUUACCAAACGGGACGCUGAAAAUAAUCGACCGUAAAAAACAUAUCUUCAAAUUAUCGCAAGGCGAGUACAUUGUUCCUGAGAAAAUUGAAAAUAUAUAUAUUCGAAGUCAAUAUGUGCACCAAGUUUUCGUCCAUGGUGAGUCGUUGAAAUCCUGUGUCGUCGCGAUCGUUAUACCGGAUGUGGAUGUCGUCAAAUGUUGGGCGUCUGAGAACAGAAUUCCUGGUACGUUGAGCGUAUUAUGCGCUAAUCCUGAAGUUAAGAGGCUCAUCUUGGACGACAUGAUAGCGUGGGGAAAAGAAGGCGGCCUUAAAUCCUUCGAACAGGUGAAGGACAUCUACCUCCAUCCAGAUCCAUUCUCGGUACAAAAUGGCCUUUUAACGCCGACGUUGAAGACGAAACGACCGCAGCUCAAGGCGUAUUUCAAACCUCAAUUAGAAGAUCUUUACCAGCACUUAGGUUGACCGGGUCGCAGACCAGGAACGGAUCAUUAAUUAAUAAUACAACCACCUCACUCCAAAACGAUGAACGCCUUUUAGACCAAGAAGCUAUCGACACUUGAUAUACAUUUAUUACAUCAUUUUCACCAUUACAUAGUCUUGAAAGAGGAACACUGAAUAAGCUAUUAAGAUAAUGAUAAUAUUAUAAAUAAUAAAACAGGUUAUUGUUAAA